AUGACGGACGGAACGCUCGUCUUCAGGUUCGGCGAGCAGUCCGAGGCCACCAACACUCCCGCUGCGCCGCAAGCAGAGCCCACCCCGGCCGCGGAGCCCGAGCCGGCGCCGGAGCCCGAGCCCGAGGCCAAGGCCGAGCCCGAGCCAGCCCCAGAGCCCGAGCCGGAGCCCGAGCCGGAGCCGGAGCCGGAGCCUGCCCCCGAGCCGGAGCCUGCCCCCGAGCCUCCGGCGCAGCCCGAGGCCGCGGCGGCACCGGCGACGCCACCACCUGCGGCGGGCGCGGCCCCGCCGGACCCCGCGAAGGUCGCCUCGCUCGUGGAGCAGCUGUCCGGCAUGACGGUCGACACGCUGCAGGCGGUGUGCCGGGCGGGCAAGGUGCGCGGGUACAGCGCGCUGCGCAAGGCGGAGCUGGUGCAGUUCCUGGCGGACAAGGCGACGGCGGACGGGCCCGCGAAGAAGAAGCAGCGCCUGCUGACGGCGAUUGAAGUGGCGGUGGAACACCCUGACGACCCGGACGCGCUCGAGGCCCUCAGAGCCAAGUAG
This is a messenger RNA of Pedinophyceae sp. YPF-701, 543 nucleotides long. Lineage: Eukaryota; Viridiplantae; Chlorophyta; Pedinophyceae. The record is from the annotation of a GenBank genome assembly.